Messenger RNA from Fusarium pseudograminearum CS3096, 1071 nucleotides. RefSeq lists its product as uncharacterized. Gene Ontology annotation, molecular function: DNA-binding transcription factor activity. NCBI's taxonomy places the organism in Eukaryota, Fungi, Ascomycota, Sordariomycetes, Hypocreales, Nectriaceae. The transcript is spliced from 2 exons. The record is from RefSeq and is a predicted model, not a curated record. Gene Ontology annotation, biological process: regulation of DNA-templated transcription. The coding region runs from base 1 to 1071 and encodes 356 amino acids.
AUGGUUCAAGAUCAUUCAGGUGCUCCUCGGCGCUCAGCAAAUGCGAGUCAAACACCACAAAGUGGCUCAUCAGCCAACAAGAAGAAAGUCGCCCGACGUGAUCCAGAGAAGAGACGCAUGCAGAAUCGCUUAGCCCAGCAGAAUUAUAGGGAAAAGCAGCGAAAGCGCAUACAAGAGCUAGAGCGGCGUGCUGGAGAACAUGGCACCGAGGUACAAGGGGAAGCUGACAGGGCCCUUGAGAAAACACAACUGAUAGGAGACAUUACCACAAGACCUGGUAACGGUAUUCCUCUAGACAUAGAGACCGUCAACCCUCUUGAUCUCUACAACGAUCCUGAGACGUCAGCACCACACCAAUCAACCACACAUGCAGAGACAUGGGACUCGGACAUCAUUUACGAGGACAUUGACAAGUGGCUCGUAUCAAAUCCUACUUGCGAUGAGCACACAAUGUCGACAUUGUUCUUCAACUGCGGCUGUCCCACUCUUCACGUCCCCAACACGUCGGUAGAAGUCCUUCUCCCUGUCAUCCCUAACCCAUACAAGAACAACCUUCAAAUCGACAUCAUCUGCAUAAUCUCAGCUAUGCUAGAGAACUGCCUCUCACUUGGGAUAACGCGCUCUAUGUACUGCGCUGACGAGGCUACGUCUCCUUUCUAUCGGGAUCACGUCGACUCAGAUCCCAGUGCGCAAGCUAUCGUUGCGUCUGUCCAACGAGUGUCCCGCGGAUUGCAUUUUGAUCUUCGCCCUACACAGACACAGGUCGUUGUCAAGCACCAUCCGUUCAUUGAUACGAUCCCGUUCAAAGAGGUCAGGGACAAUAUCAUCAAGUACAUGAACCCUAUGGAUGAGGAUGAGUUCUUCCACGACUCGUUGAAUCACUUGACAUGUUGGGGAGGUGUCAAUGGUGCACAUACUGGAACACCGUGGGACGCGAGAAGCUGGGAGGCGACGGAAGAGUUCUUGCAGAAGUGGUCAGAUAUUGUAGGGGGUGAAGAGGGUGAGCUGGCGAGGAAUUCUCAGUGGUGGAGAUCGCUUCGUGGUGAACGAACAGUGACGGAGAUAAUGUGA